Molecule: messenger RNA, 8020 nt
Organism: Malurus melanocephalus (red-backed fairy wren)
Lineage: Eukaryota; Metazoa; Chordata; Aves; Passeriformes; Maluridae
Gene: OSBPL6
Product: oxysterol binding protein like 6
Exons: 26
Coding region: 217-3153 (978 amino acids)
Cellular component (GO): perinuclear endoplasmic reticulum; intracellular membrane-bounded organelle; plasma membrane
Molecular function (GO): cholesterol binding
Source: RefSeq, a predicted model, not a curated record
UGCGGCGGGAGGGAGCGGGAGCGGCGGGGCGCAGCCUCCCGGGCCGCAGCGGGGAUGCGCCGCGGAUCCCGGCCAGGAGGGUGCAGUUCAGCUGAGAUUGACUUCCUCUUUGGCUGUCCAUAAACUGUGAAACAGAAGGAUGUGGAAGACCAUCCCUUUCCUUUUUGUACAUGAGUGAUAAGAGCACAAGAUCAUUAAUCCAGCUUUGCUGCAAAGAUGAGUUCAGAGGAGAAGAGCAUAUCUCCAGCUCACAAAACAUCCACUCCAUCACAUAGAAGUGCCUCCUCCUCAUCAUCGUCUCAGAGAGACAGGAGGCAGAGCGUUCAUAUUUUGGAGCGAAAGGCRUCUUCAGGAAGCACAGACCCUUCUUUAAGCAAGCAGUUCCUUGAAAGYGAUCAUCUCUCUCUAUCCAAGGAACCUGACAGCUGGGAAAUCAUAGAGGGUCUGAAAAUAGGCCAGACCAAUGUCCAGAAGCCAGACAAACAUGAAGGUUUCAUGCUGAAAAAGAGAAAAUGGCCAUUAAAAGGUUGGCACAAGAGGUUUUUUGUCCUGGAUAAUGGAAUGUUGAAGUAUUCAAAGUCACCAAUUGAUAUACAGAAAGGAAAGGUUCAUGGGAGCAUCGAUGUUGGUUUAUCAGUCAUGUCAAUUAAAAAAAAGGCUCGUAGAAUAGAUCUUGACACAGAAGAACACAUCUAUCACCUAAAGGUGAAAUCACAGGAUACAUUUGAUGCGUGGGUUUCAAAGUUGCGGCACCACCGGCUGUACCGUCAGAAUGAGAUCGUGAGGUCCCCGAGGGAUGCCAGCUUCCACAUAUUYCCCUCAGCAUCUACCACAGAGUCUUCACCAGCUGCCAACGUGUCSGAUGGAAAGGUUCAACAAAAUAACUACCCCUGGCAGCCUCCCAUACCUUGCAGUAACAGCCUUCCUGUCACAUGCACUACUGGUCAGAGUAAAGUAGCAGCCUGGUUGCAGGACUCCGAAGAGAUGGACAGAUGUGCAGAAGAUCUUGCUCAUUGUCAGUCUAACCUUGUGGAACUCAGUAAACUUCUUCAAAACUUAGAAAUAUUACAGAGAACUCAGUCRGCACCAAAUUUCACAGACAUGCAGGCUAACUGUGUAGAUAUUUCAAAGAAAGACAAGCGGGUCACGAGACGAUGGAGAACAAAAAGUGUCAGCAAAGAUGCAAAAAUUCAACUUCAGUCCAACUCAUCUGGAGAUAACUUUAGUGAAAUAUCCAGCUUUUUAUGUCUCUGGCAUGCUCAGGAAGGGCCGGCACCGAAGGGCCAGUUCAGCACAACACGACGCCGGCAGAGACUGGCAGCUGCAGUGGCUACAACAGUUCCUUUCAGUGCUACAAUGUCACCCGUUCGAUURCAUUCAUCCAACCCCAACCUUUGCGCAGACAUUGAGUUUCAGGCUCCCCCCAGCCAUGUAACAGACCCUCUGGAGUGCUCUACCGAGUACAUGAAGCUUCAAGAGGAAUUCUGCUUGACGGCACAAAAAGUGCAUUCUCUUUUGAAGUCUGCCUUUAACAGCAUAGCUAUAGAGAAGGAGAAGCUUAAGCAGAUUGUUUCAGAGCAGGAUCUUACAGGCCACAAUGCUCAAAUAGCACACCUCAGACAGUCCCUCUCUCAGGCUCUCAACCAGAAUGCUGAACUAAGGAGUCGCUUGAACAGAAUACAUUCAGAAUCUGUUAUUUGUGAUCAGGUUGUCAGUGUAAAUAUUAUCCCUAGUCCUGAUGAGACAGGUGAACAAAUUCAUGUCAGUUUGCCACUGUCUCAGCAAGUUUCUAAUGAAAGCAGGCUGUCUAUGUCUGAAUCUGUUUCAGAGUUCUUUGAUGCACAGGAAGUGCUCCUAUCUGCCAGCUCGUCAGAAAAUGAGGCUUCUGAUGAUGAAUCUUAUAUCAGUGAUGUGAGUGACAAUAUAUCUGAGGACAACACCAGUGUUGCAGACAACAUUUCUCGGCAAAUUCUUAACGGUGAGCUGACAGGAGGAGCAUUCAGAAAUGGACGGAGAACUUGUCUCCCRGCUCCCAGCCCGGACACCAGUAACAUCAACCUUUGGAACAUUCUGAGAAAUAACAUUGGCAAAGAUCUUUCCAAAGUAUCCAUGCCAGUUGAGCUAAAUGAACCUCUGAAUACCUUGCAACAUCUUUGUGAGGAGCUGGAAUACAGUGAACUCUUGGACAAGGCUGCUGAAACAGAUGAUCCUUAUGAGCGCAUGGUCCUCAUAGCUGCCUUUGCAGCAUCAGGCUAUGCCUCUACAUACUUUAGAGCAGGAAGCAAGCCAUUUAACCCAGUGCUUGGUGAAACUUAUGAAUGUAUUAGAGAAGACAAAGGAUUUCGAUUUUUCUCAGAGCAGGUUAGCCACCAUCCUCCCAUUUCGGCCUGUCACUGUGAAUCGAAAAACUUUGUGUUUUGGCAAGAUAUCAGAUGGAAAAACAAAUUCUGGGGGAAAUCAAUGGAAAUUCUGCCAGUUGGAACCUUGAAUGUGACUCUUCCAAAGUAUGGAGAUUACUAUGUCUGGAACAAAGUCACUACUUGCAUACAUAAUAUUCUUAGUGGAAGGAGAUGGAUAGARCACUAUGGAGAGAUAACUAUCAGAAACACAAAAAGCAGUGUUUGUAUUUGUAAACUCACUUUUGUCAAGGUGAACUACUGGAAUUCCAAUGUGAAUGAGGUCCAGGGUGUUGUGAUAGAUCAAGAAGGGAAGGUGGUUCAUCGCCUCUUUGGAAAGUGGCACGAAGGYCUCUAUUGUGGGGUUGCACCUUCAGCCAAAUGCAUAUGGAGGCCAGGCUCCAUGCCAACCAAUUACGAGCGUUAUUAUGGCUUCACAAGGUUUGCUAUAGAGCUCAAUGAAUUAGAUCCUUUACUGAAAGAUCUUCUUCCUGCAACAGAUGCACGAUUCAGGCCAGAUCAAAGGCUUCUGGAGGAAGGAAAUGUAGAAGCAGCAGCRUCUGAGAAACAAAGAAUAGAAGAACUCCAGAGAGCUCGGAGGCGGUACAUGGAAGAAAACGGCAUUGAAUAUGUACCCAAAUUUUUUAAAAAAGUUAUCGAUGCUAAUCAAAGAGAAGCUUGGGUUACCAAUGAAACCUACUGGGAACUGCGAAAGGAUCCUGGCUUUAGUAAAGUAGACAUUCCUGUACUCUGGUAAACUGAGAAUAUAGACCUAGUAAACAUAUCACUCUGAAGAAAAAAAAAUAACUAUGCACAAUAUGUUUCUUAUAGCUAAACACRGUUUGUGGGUCUACGGACAAACCCAUAUCAUACGCAUUUAUAUUCAUCUUUAUAAUGGACUUCUGAAAGUGCAUUAGACCAGGCCCCUGACCACUUCCGGAUCUUUCUAAUUUUGCAGCAGCCAUGAAAACAAAAAAACAAAAAAAAACAAAAAAAAAAAAAAAAAAAGAAAAAGAAAACUCUUAAAGCUUUGUACAUUGAAAAUCCAGAAAUGAAGAAGCAGAUGAGUUAUCCAAAGUCACUUGGAAGAGGUGGUAAGCGCAAAACUGCAACCGGUGCUUUAAACAGACAUUAAGAGUAAGACAAUUUAAAUAAAAAAAAAAAAAAAAAAGGGAAGAAAAAAAGAAAAAAAUCCAUUUUGUUUCAACUAUUUUUGUUAAAAACUCUUGGGUCACAACACUGUCAAUUCUGGCUUCAGGUUAGUCCUUUGGUGUGAUGUGCUUGGACUGGCCUUUGUCAAAAAGAUAUGCUUUUCCAGAAGCUGUUCCCGUUCAUAUGCCAUUGUUCAUGCCUUAACAAAAUAUGAAGAUGUACAGUAAGUAAUUUUAAAGUAUCUAUGCUUAGGCUURUCUGGAGGGCAGAUUUUUAAAGCUCUAGAAUUUUACCAUAAUAUAAAUACUGGAAGGCCUGCAUUAUUUGAAAUCAAAGGAUARCCAAACAUCUAACUGUAUUUCAGAGGUAUGAGAUCUACUGUACAUGCUUUAGCUUUGGGAUGCUGACUGUAUAAUCAGACUGAAAAGCUAGCUGGCUGAAUUUGAAUUUUGGUAAAUGCAUAUGAAUUGCUAGUCAGAAAGUUCAUAUUCUAAGUGACUGAUGCUGAGAUGCAGUCAUCACUUUUAGUAUUGGCUGGACAUAGACCUCGCAGUGAAUCUCAUUUUCCCAUAWCUGUUUAUACAAUUAGAAAUCCCUGAAGCUUUGCAACAGUGUUAGAAGAACAUAAAGAUUUCAUGGGAAGGUCUCUGGCUCUCAAGAAGCUGGAUAGAACUGUAAAUGAAACUGUUUUCUGCCACACACACUUCAUUUUCCUGGCUCUGUUUUUUCCCCAUCCACUUUUUAUCUAAAUUUAUGUUUGAGAGUAUGGCAGAGGCUCCCAUGUGUUGUAGCUAACAACUUCUMCUUGUGUUGCCAAAAUAGCUUUUGUGUAAAAUGAUAUUUUACGUUUUUUCAUAAAGUGAUUCUAUAUUUUUUGAUUAAAAACAAAGUGUCUUAUGUGUUGCUAAGCCUCAGUUAAUAUAAGUGGGAGAAGACUUGGCACUUUCUAUUGGAAAAUCUCAGAAACAUUAAACAGUAGGAGGGCAGAUUUUAAUGAAAGAAAAAACCARUAAUUUAUUAGAUAAAAGGUACGUUCCAUGUGGUAUGACCUAGUCUUCCAUUAUGCAUGUGUCAUGCAUCCUGCCACUGAUGAUAGGUUAGAUUUCAUGCAUUGACUCUGUAUUCCUUUCUACCCGUACAACACUUACAAUUUUUCUAUUUAAGACAGAUUCCAGUCCUGAGACAUAAAAUAAAAUUACUAGAUAGGUAYGUGAUCUGCCAGCAGAGCUUGAACAGUUCAGUGCAUUACCACACAUGCCCAGCUCUCAUCCUGCUUCUUUCUUUUUCMGAGUCAGCUCCCUACACAACUGAGAUUCCUUUGGUUAUUUAUUUUAGUUGUCCCCGUUGRUUGUAUGGCAGAGUUACUCGCAGGGCAACUGUCUGCUAAUCAGUUCCAGUUUCUUGACGCAGUUCUGUUAUCAGAAACAACUCUGAAAACCUACAGAAAAUAUUAAGUGRACUUUUUAUGAAUUGAUUGGUCAUGAUUUUUUUUUUUAGAUUUGUAUAAAAAUCCCUGUGUAGAUUAAUGGGAUUUCUUCCAGAGAAAAUGUUAAGUUAUUCAGAGAAUGUUAUCAUUUGCUUUCCUAGUUAAACCAAGUCCAUUUUAUUCUUGUUUUAGGUCUGCAAUUGUUAUUAUAAGAAAAUGAAAAUAUAUCAAAGCUGGUUUCUUGAAUAAUAUUUGGUUAACAUCAUCCUACUUCCUUUAAUGACCUUCUACUAGGAAUCAAAUUGGCGCAUUGUGUGUAAAAUAGCAAUUAAUUAUUCCAUAACAUUUGCUUUAAAACCAWCUCUAUUAAACAUUUGUCCAUCUUUUGCUCCAGUCUUGGUGUGCAGCUCACCGUGAUAUUAGGAAGCAUUAUGUGUGUAUGGCUGCAAGUACUUUAGAGGGACAGAACUGCAUGUCCUCACAUUUUUCAUUUAAAUACAGAAAGGUCUUCAGUUUUACAGUGUUCUGGUAGUGCUCUGUGAAUGCCAUUGUUUGCAACGCAAACUGAAACUUGGUGGACACUGAAAAUGCUAUCACUGAAUUGUUUUUUAYCAUUAUUUAUUUGGCAGUCUUUGAAAAAAAAAUAACACUAAUGUUUUUUAAAUUUAGAAAAUCUGUGCUAUGCUAAAUCUUUUUAUUGAUGGCACUUUCUAMGCCUAGUGGAUGUUAAUUAGUUAAUUAGUAAGUAGAGCAGGCACAAAAUUAUGCAGCACAAAAUAUUUGCGGUCCAUAUCAGAAAGAAAACAGUUCACACAGAUGUGCCGUAAAGCAGUUUCUUGUGGUACAGAAUUCUCUAUAUUCUGUACAAAAUCAGUUAUUGCAUUUUUCCUCUAACAUUGGGAGCCAUUGUAGCAUAUUUUGUGCUUUUUCUAAAGAGGAUAUCGAAAUUAUGAUUUUUAAUCAACCUGUGAGCUUUCACAGCACUGAGUCAGAGGGCAUAGCGGGUUUUCCCCUGCCCUGCCCAUGUAGUGCAGAAUGGAGUAUCCCAUGUUGCAAAGAGAAUGCASCCUCACACCUUUUGUAAAUGCCUGCUGGUUUUUGGCAGCGCUGCUGCUCAGACAUCCCUUCCCAUCACAUGGGAUUUUUCUGCUUCAGGAGCAGACCUUUCCACUUGUGUUGAACUUUGUGAAGUGUUUCCUGGCGCAGUCCUCAAGUUGAACAGUGUCCUUCUGGUUGAAGCUUUACCAUUUGGCAUGCCAUCUCACCCUCCUGGUUUGCUGUCAUCUGAGAGUGGUUAUCAUACAGUUUUGUGUCCUUGUCCAGGUCACUGGUGAGAUGUUAUUGACAUGGUUGCAGAACUGACCCCUGGAGGGCUGUCCUCACUGCUGGCUGCCAGCAGGGCAAAAACCAGUGAUCAGUGAGUGCCCUUCAAGCCUGGGGACUCAAACUAUUUUCAGCCCAAYUCACUCCAUUCAUCCAGGCAGUAUUUCCUUUUGGAAGGCAUGAGAAAUACUAUCYGACUCAGUAGAUUUAAUUGCUGUAGGCUUGGUAGGUGAUGAAAAUUAGUGUAAAUCAUUUGACAUUUAAACUUUUUUAAGCAAUUUAAAAAGUUCUUUCACUUCAAAGACAUACGCUUUUCUCCUGUUUUCUCAAAACRUUUCUGUAUAAAAAUACAAAAUUCUUAUGCUUUAGUUUCACAAUAAUGAGCUGUACUUUCUUUUAAUAUUUUUAAUGUGUACCUUAAUAUCUUCCUUGUUCUGGUACUUUCGAUAUGAUAGGGUAAUAGUAGCUAUUUUCAUCACAUGCAAUGUCUUACAAAGACUUAAAUAGCUUCAUUCUUAUUUUAGAUCAGUAUUAUSAAGAUUUUUUUGGCACAUUCGAAAUUUUUAUCUCACAGGAAAAGACAAUUUGAAUAUGAGUUGAUUUUCAUGAAGUAUCACUGUGAUUAAAAAGUCAUCUAGACACCCAUUCUAAUUUUARACCAAAGUAAGUUACAUGAAAUAAUUUUUUUUGUAUUUGGCUUUAAAAGUGCGAUUCCCACUAUAAUAGUCCUUUCAUCAUAGAAAUAAUGUUACCCUUCUUUUUUCUCAUUUUGAACUUUUGACUCUGAAUAGUCUGUGUGGGGUUUGUGUGAGCUGCACAUGCCAGGCUGUAAUGCAGGAUGUGUAUGUGGCACAGUGUUGAAAGAUAUUAUCCUUAAUUCCCUGCUGAACACUAUCAGUGCUUUAUGGAACACCAUUUUCUCACCAGUGGAGCCCAGCACAAUUGCAGUCUUAUAUUGAGCUUUUCCUCAAAAAUCUGAAUUUUUAGAACUACCCUGGAGGGGAGGAGAGGUUCAUUUGCAAUUGCASAGUGACCAAGAAGGCUGUAUAUACUGAUGAUCUGUUUUAUAAAAUUUGCUUUCACUAGCAAAGAUCUGUUAAUAUAGGGAAGGUUUUUGUGGUCUCCUUGUUUUGCAGCAUUUUAGAUAUUGUCUGGUGCAACAAUAAACAGUAGCUAUUUAACAUAUGUUGGCUGCAGUUGUGAUCUGAGGGAUGRACAUUUUUAGAUGUCAUUAAUCACACUGGAACUGCACAAUGCAAGUAAAGGAGAGUUUUUCAGAUUAAAUCCWCUUGAAAGUGUAUUUGUGUUCAUAUGCUAAAAUGAUAGGAGUGAUUAAGUUAGAGAAUUUGGCCUGCCUGGGGGACUAAAACUAAUAUUGGCAAAAGUGUCAGUCCAGUCAGAAACACUGGAAUGGCCUCACUGGUAACCUCGUGUUAUGCACAGACCCGUUAGAGAGCUAAGAAAAUUUGCUAUGUCAUAACCACUUACCUUGGCAGCUGCUGGGGCUGAGAAAUACUGCCUUGUUUUUUCUUUCUGUCUGUCAUUAAUUAACAGUCAUCAAAACCGUGUAAAACUUGGAUUUACCCUUCAGUGCACAUAUUGAUAAAUUCGAAGUAUAUUUAGUAUAAAAAGUAUAAUUUUCUACUUUACCAUUACUUUUAUGAUAAUUCUGAYGCCAGUCAGUAUUUUCAUGAAGAAAGGGGUUGGUUGUUUUGCUUUUUUU